Messenger RNA from Phycomyces blakesleeanus NRRL 1555(-), 978 nucleotides. RefSeq lists its product as hypothetical. Lineage: Eukaryota; Fungi; Mucoromycota; Mucoromycetes; Mucorales; Phycomycetaceae. The transcript is spliced from 3 exons. The coding region runs from base 1 to 978 and encodes 325 amino acids. The record is from RefSeq and is a predicted model, not a curated record.
AUGAGCACCAAGAACUUCAUUUCCAGAAGAAGAACAUUCAAACGCUGGGAUAAUGAUAAUGGUGAUAAGCCAUCAUCCAUCCAGAUUCUCAUUAAUUGGCUUACUGAUGUAAGCAACUACUCUCGCUGGAAAGGUGGUGAUUCUAGUGGGAAAACAAAAGAGGUUCUUUGCUCGGAAAUCAGAGAAAUCAUGGUCGAGAAUGAUAUUACCAACUGGAGUAAUGGUGAUAUUUGCAGCAAGAUUCAGUACUUGCAUGAUAAGUUUAAGGAUGUCACCGACUUUCUAAAUGGAACUGGGCAAGGCAUUCUGAAUGAUAUUAAUGAGAGUUGCAAAACUCCAGAGGAAGCUGCAAAGACACUUGAAGAGAAAGUAAAGCAAAAAUGCACUUACUACUAUGACCUUAAGUGUGUAAUGCUUCACAGACCAUCAGUUAACCCACCAUUUCCAAUGACAAGUGGUGACCCAAUUGAUGUCUCUGGGGUGUACAAAGAGGCUCGUAGUCAUGAAGAAGUUGAAGCUGAAGAUAAAGUAGAAUUUGACGCAGAAGUUCAAGAUGAUAAACAAUUGGACAAAACACUUCCAGUUUAUCAUCUGUCUGCCACGUCUUCCGGUUCCCAAAAACCUUCCAAGUGGGCCAGACAAACGAUUGAUGCAAGCAUCUCAGAGAUUGUAGAAGAGUCUGUCAAGCUGAAUCAUAUUCACGUCGAGCUGAUACAGAAGAAGUUUGAAUCUGAAGCCAAAGUUAAUGAAAGACAGCUUCGCCACCAGGAGAUUGCGCAUGAAGACAGAAUGAUAAUGGAGAAGAGGCGGCUGAACAUUGAAGCAAAGCGGGUAGAGAAUGAAGCAAAGCAGGUAGAGAAUGAAGCAAAGCAGUUAAAGAAUGAUUGUAUUCAAAGCAAGCUUCAAUACAUUGCUAAGUUGGAGAGUUUAGGACUUUUCAAAGAGUAUAUAUUGAAAAAGUUGGAUAUAAAACUUUAA